Molecule: messenger RNA, 708 nt
Organism: Danaus chrysippus (African queen)
Lineage: Eukaryota; Metazoa; Arthropoda; Insecta; Lepidoptera; Nymphalidae
Source: the annotation of a GenBank genome assembly
AUGCCGCGAUUACUAGAAAGCGAAAUUACAAAGUAUUUAGAAACUCUUGAAGAUUCAGAAGAUGGCUUAGACGGCUCGGACUCCGAAGUAGAGGAUGAAGGUCACUAUUAUCAAGCAGCUCGAGAUGUUCUUCGGGACCUUGAAAAUAGUGAUGAAGGUGAGAAUGCCCAGUCUGAUGAAGUGGAUGCUGAUCCUCCUCGCGUAAUUGACAACGAUCAAAAUAUGCCAGACCCUCCUAUUUUGGAAGCCGGAGAAGCAGUACCCCAGAGUAGAUCACAAGAAAUUUCUAAGCGACCUCUGGUUUGGCGAAAACGGAAUCUUGUUACUGCUAAAGACAGCCUUAUUUUUAGGGGAGAAACUCAGAUAACGGAAGCAUUGAUGUCUUGUAACACGCCGUAUGAUUUUUUUUCAUUUUAUUUUACAUCAGAUCUAAAAAAGCAAAUUGUAGAACAAAGUAACUUAUACGCGGCCCAGAAACAAAUAUCCAAUCCUGAAAUUAUAAAUGAAAAUAUCCUAAAUAAAUUCCUAGGCAUUCUGAUUUACACCUCAGUCAUAAAAUUUCCAAACACCAGGGCUUACUGGAGUGAUAAAUUUGGUUAUGAUCACAUAAAAAAUACGAUGCCGUUAAAAAAAUUUGAAAAAAAUAAGAUCCACUCUCCAUUUUGCCGACAAUACGCUAUGCUUACCCAAAGAUCAUCCAGACUAUGA